CUCAACCUUGCUCUGGCUCAAAUUUUUCGUCAAAACUUAACAAAUACAUGAACCAUAGUUUACGUAAAACAUCUUCUACAAUAUUUACUUUUCUGCCAUUUCUUAAAUACAACAAGUACUUCAAUAAACCAACCUUUUAGCCUUGAUAUUAUUGUAUUUAGAUGAGGCACUUGGCUUUUGGUAACACAUGAACUUAUGUUUUGCAUAUUUGUUCAAGACGUUACCCGUGUGAAGUUGACCAGUCUGAUCCACCCUGGAACAAAUGAAAUACUUGUGAACUCUUAAGAUUAAAAAAUAACUAACUACAAUACAUUUUUACUUACUUUUUAUGUCACUUUUUGCAAACUUUUCUGUCAAUCAUUUGUUGUUGUAGUUUUGGCGGGAAAAUACCUGCCUAAUUAUGUUAAUUCAUGCAGAUGUAGGUGAAAAGAUCAUUUGUUUUUCAUGAUUUGAAAUAGUCGAAAUUUUUGGGGGUUUUUUUAACUGCAUAUCGUGCAAAACUGUUACAGAGGUGUAGGAUAAUCUUCUUAGAAGCUUCGCGUACGACUUUACGAGGUAAUUCUAAAGAAACGAUUGGUUUUAGCGUCUUUAUUAGUUCUUCUUGAUUCGAAACGAACGGCCAUGUUUUUCUACCAUUUGUUUUUGGUAAUGCAGAUGGAUAUAUUGGAUGCAGUAGCUCAUUUAUACGAACGAGAUCAGCUUAAUGAUGACAGAGAACUUCAAAUGCAUCAAACGUUGCCAAUGGGGUACAGGGACAAAAAUGAUUUUUCUAAAGAAGAAGAAUGUCUUCGUACUGGAGCUCACCAAAGCAGUUUUGACAGAUAUAGCUGUGAAAGAGAUACCAGUCAAGCAACCAGCCAGCCUUGUGAUGACUUUAAUGAUACCUCAGCAGAUGUUACAGCUCUUGUUGAGACAUUUGAAUGGAGUUUUUCGCCAGAGAAUCAAUUCAGAAAUUGAAAACUUUCGCGUCAAUAUAAAUGACAUCGUUGAUGACCAGCAAAUGAAUUUUAGAUCAAUGUUUAACUUGCAACCAGACAUCGGGCCUGCGCAAGAGGUUCCUAUGCAUUUGUACUCGCCUAACACUGAAAACAUCGCAUCAGAUUAUCAAGUAGUUGUGGAUAAUGGCAAACAAAACGAACAAAUGUCUGUAACUGAAUCCCCGGCGUCCACAUUCAAUAGUUUUGCCGCUUCAGAGAGUGACCAAGGGUAUUCCAGUUUUCCUCCAAAUCAUGUUAAAAGUCAGCGAGAUAUAGAAAACACCUUGGUUGAUAAAUAUCUGCUGAGGUUGAUGACGGCAAUACUCUUGAUUGGCAAUACAUUACGCCGAGAGGAAUAUAGAGUUUUUUGACUAGUAAUAUGAUCAUAUUUUAUUGAUGUUUUGGUGCCCUCAGCAACGAAAGAGGAAAUCCAAAACGUUCAUCUUCAUGCUGUGGAAGAAUCUCACAAUCUGUUACCAUGCGGUAAUCUUGCGGAAUUACCAAGAAUCCAUCUUUAAUGAACGAUGCCAACACUGAGAAUCCGUAGUUACAAAGAAAAAGAUGCUAUGCAACAAAGGAUGCAGAUUUAAUGUGUAAUACAUCACAGAUAAUUAUUUCCGAUUUUUUUUUUUCGGGACCUCGAACGAUUUCUUUAUAUACUCCCAAGCCGCCGUUUUAUAUAAUGCAUAUCUAUGAUUUGCAUGGGGUACGCUUCAUUUCAUCGCUAUUAUUUUUUACACGGGGCAUUAUUUUCCAGGUUUCGUGUUUCCUAAUCUAGUGUAAAACCCCCUGAUGUUUAAGGCAAUAAUAUCA
Dendronephthya gigantea is the source of this 1790-nucleotide messenger RNA. RefSeq lists its product as uncharacterized. The coding region runs from base 704 to 1348 and encodes 214 amino acids. The record is from RefSeq and is a predicted model, not a curated record. NCBI's taxonomy places the organism in Eukaryota, Metazoa, Cnidaria, Anthozoa, Malacalcyonacea, Nephtheidae. The transcript is spliced from 7 exons.